UAUAUAAACAUAAAAACCAUGCGAUUAUCAUUAUUUAAAAAUUAUAAUUCUUUUUAUGCAAUAAUAUUUAAACCAAUACUAAAUAAACCUAUUAUCUAUAAGAGCUUAAAUACAUUAUUUAUAACAAAGACUCAAUCUUCACCAUUAUAUGGAUUUUAUAGUUCAAAAAAAUUAUGUACUCAAAAUAUUAAUAAAAUAAAAAAUACAGAAGAGAGAGUUAUGAAAGUUUUACAACUUUAUCUCGGGAAAGAUUCACCUAAAAUCAGUCAAUUUAACUUUCACAUUUUUAAAAGAAAAUAUUCCAGUAAGCCACCAAUGUCCUUAGCUCUAAUUGAGAAAAGAGUGUUGUUAGUUUUAAAACUAUUUGAUAAAAUUAAUCCUGAUAAGAUCACAUUGGAAUCAAAUUUUAUAACUGAUUUGGGAUUGGAUAGCCUUGACUUGGUUGAAGUUGUUAUGGCAAUGGAAGAUGAAUUUUAUUUUGAAAUACCGGACCUUGAUGCAGAAAGGUUCCAGACGCCUCGUGAUAUUAUAAGAUAUGUUGCCGACAAAGAAGAUGUUUACGAAUAAUAAUAUUAAAUUAAAUGAAUUCAAUUUCAUUCAUAGUUUUAAAAUAAUUAUAUAUAAAUUUAUAAUUCUGCAAGAUGAUCAUAUUUGUAUUAAUUGAACGCUAAAAUGGC
This is a messenger RNA of Gordionus sp. m RMFG-2023, 677 nucleotides long. Its product is annotated as acyl carrier protein, mitochondrial-like. Gene Ontology annotation, cellular component: mitochondrion. The transcript is spliced from 5 exons. Gene Ontology annotation, biological process: fatty acid biosynthetic process. The coding region runs from base 19 to 567 and encodes 182 amino acids. The record is from RefSeq and is a predicted model, not a curated record. Gene Ontology annotation, molecular function: acyl binding; acyl carrier activity. NCBI's taxonomy places the organism in Eukaryota, Metazoa, Nematomorpha, Gordioida, Chordodea, Parachordodidae.